Messenger RNA from Glossina fuscipes, 7857 nucleotides. RefSeq names its product low-density lipoprotein receptor-related protein 4 (gene Lrp4). The coding region runs from base 1623 to 7787 and encodes 2054 amino acids. NCBI's taxonomy places the organism in Eukaryota, Metazoa, Arthropoda, Insecta, Diptera, Glossinidae. The transcript is spliced from 15 exons. The record is from RefSeq and is a predicted model, not a curated record. Gene Ontology annotation, molecular function: protein binding; calcium ion binding.
AAAAAAAAAAACAAAUUUUCAGUUAAACGAAGAUUUAUUGCAAAACGCAAAAAAAAAAAAACAAAAAACGAAUACAUUGUGAAGGGAAAAAGUUGUGCAUAUUGAAAAAAGAAAAAAAAAAAAAAAAACAACAGCUGCUCCUUACACGGCAACAGACUUAAAGCAAAUUUUUUUUUUUUUUUGUUUAUCAUCCUAAGCUAUAACUAAUAGUACGUAAAUAUUUAAUAUUAUCACAAGGAAAACAUGUUUUUUUUUUUUUAAAUUUGUUAAUGUAAAAAAGAAUUUUUCCACUAAAAAAAAAACCAUAACAAUAUAAGUUGUGUGAAUAUAUUGUGGGUUGUGUAAAAAAAAAAAAAAAAAAAAAAAAUUGAACCUACACAGUGAUGGGUUCGUAUGAAAAAAGCACACGCCCUUAGAUGUGCAGGAAGACAUUUACAGCAGCGACAAAUACAAUAUCGAGAACAACAAUAACAACGACGGCGACAACGAAAAUAUUGUGCACACUCAUAAACAUAACAUAAGGGCACAAACAAACGCGCGCACACGAACACACAUACAAAUAUAAACACACGCGCGCAUCAAAUGUUCGCAGCUCUCACCUAUACAAACAAAUUGAUAUAGAACGAGAUGAAAAAGGACUCAAGCUCUAUGUAAUGAUGACGACCACGAUGAUAAUGAUGAUGAGGAUUAAAAUGAUGAUGAUAACAAUAGUGAUGAUGAUGAUGAUGAUGAUGAUGAUGAUGAUGAUGAUGAUGAUGGUAUUCAACACAACCCUGAACGGUUCAAGUGAAAUUUUGUUUCAAUUAUAAACAAAAGAACAAGCAAAAUAAAAUAAAAAAAAAAAUUCAAAUUUAUUAAAACUAAAUUUUAAGCAAAAAGCACAAAAUAAAUUUGAUUUAUUAAGAGAGAAGAAAUUAAUCCCAAAUAAAAUGUAGAGAUUGAAGAAAAUGCUGAAAUGUGCAUCGAAAGGAAAACGCAAAGCUCUCCAGCCAAUCAAGCGUUAAAGAAAAUGCAACAAAUUGAUGAUAACAUGGCCAAAUAAUUCUUCUUCAUCUUAAAUGCUGGAAAUAAAUUAACAUAAAUAUAUUUUGGAUUUUGGAAUUUUAAAGCUGCUGUUGUUGCCAUUGCCGUUGCCGUUGCCGUGGCUCUUGCUUAUGCUUUUCUGCUCCUCUUAGGCAUCAAUAAUAGAGAAUUUGUUGUUAGACUAUAAAUACAUUACAUUUAAUUUCUACAACGCCCACGUAAUCGUCUACGCAAUCGUGUUUCGUGUGAAACAAUUACCUUAACAAAAAAAAAUUAAAAAAAAAAAAUAAAUAAAAUAAAAAAACAAUAAAACACAGAAAAUACAAUAAACACAAAAAAAAAAAAAAAAUUCAAAAGGAAAAAAGGCAACAAAAAGAGAAAAGAAAGGCGAGGAAUACAUAAAAGCGUUAAUACGCCAACGUUCAAUUGCCAGUCCUACGCUUAAUAUCCCGAUUAAAUCCUUAUAUGACGCGUGCCGUAAAGCCCAGAAAUCCAGAGCAUCGCCGUUAACCAUUCAAUCAACUAAUGCAACGUAACUGAGUCCCAAGUCCUGUAGCUCCCACAACAGGAAAGAUAUUUCAUCUUAAUUGAAGCAGAACAUGUAUAACUUGUUUGUUUUAGUGCUUUUCGUCCGUUUGGUUCAUGGUGAUUAUGGCUAUCCCACAACUACUUGGCACGGUUUAACGGAUUUGGAGUCAAAGGCAGAGUAUGGCAGUGCCUCCAAACAAUUGUUGAUUCCGAAUCAUGUACGUGAUUAUGUAGGAUUUUAUCAUCAACGACAAGAACAUUUGAAGCCUCAGUUACGUUCGGCGGGAGGUCUUACGAAAGGAUUUCACACUUCAUCACCGAAAUCCGGUGACUCUGAUAAAUAUCAUGAAAGUGAAGAUCAUGCCAACUAUGAUGACUACGUUAUACAUCCAUCCGAUAGUCCUUCUCAUGACAUAUCUGACGAUGAUUACUUUGUUCCGGAGCUUUCGCAUUAUCCUCAUGAAAUCUUUACUACAGAACCCUUGCAGCAGCAAACGUCACAUGAAGUAGGGCAAGGAUUUAAUGCGGGUGAAUCGGCACGACAUCGUGAUGUUGGGGCUCGAAGUGGUAGCCGUACUGAUUUGUAUGGGGUGAGAGAAUCGGGUGAUCGCCGCGAAAUGACUCGUGGUCGCGAGGGUUACAUGAAUAUGUUGCACACGAAACAAAAAGUAUUUCGUCCCCACGUUUCUCUUGUUCACGACGAAACUCGUCUAGCCAGUCCUAAUGAUGGUUAUCGUCGCGAUUGUCCUAAUAUUUGCGGUGAAAUGCAAUGGCAAUGUGCUACUAAAUGCAAUUGCAUACACGCGAACGAGCGUUGUGAUAAAGAACCCCAAUGCGAAGAUGGUUCCGAUGAAUACGAUUGUGAUGUUGUGGGUGACAUGAUGUCAAAAUUGCAAAGAGAAUGUGAACAGACCGGCAUGCAUGUAAUGUGCCCUAAAACAUAUCGUUGCAUUAACAAAGAAUGGUUGUGCGAUGGUGAUGAUGAUUGCGGUGAUUAUUCAGACGAAACGCAUUGUGGCGAACGCAUUAAUUGCACGGAGGACCAAUUUGAAUGUGCCAAUGGUUUCUGCAUACCCAAACAAUGGUUGUGUGAUGGUGAAAAUGAUUGUAAAGAUUUCUCGGAUGAAGGGCAUUGUAAUCGAACAAGCUGCUCGAAUGAACAUUUCACGUGUAACGAUGGGUAUUGUGUUUCUAUUGCAUUUCGUUGCGACGGCGAACGGGAUUGCAAUGACAAUUCUGAUGAAUAUAAAUGUCCUGCAGUAAUUAAUAGCUGUCCCGAAGGAGAAUUUAAAUGUCGCGGAGGAUUAGGCGGUGCUGGCGGGCCUAGCGGGCAAUGCGUGCUAAAUCGUUUUCUUUGUGAUGGUGAUAACGAUUGCGGAGAUUGGAGUGACGAAGAAAAUUGUCCCCAAAAACCAUCCCAGUGCACGUCUGGCGAAUUAAAAUGUGCCGAUGGCACUUGUAUUCCCAAGCGUUGGAAAUGUGAUAAAGAACAAGAUUGUGAUGGCGGUGAAGACGAACACGACUGCGGCAACAUGAAUUCUAGUUUACAUUCUAGUUGUGGUACCGAUGAAUUCACCUGUAACAACGGCCGCUGCAUAUUACGAACUUGGCUUUGCGAUGGUUAUCCUGACUGCUCGUCAGCAGAAGAUGAAGUUGAGUGCCAUCUGCAAUGUGAAUCAGGACAAUUUUUAUGCCCCGCUAAAAAGAACAUAACAAAUUUGAAAAUAUGCGUGCAUCAGAAACAUGUAUGCGACGGCCAAAAUGAUUGCCCUUUCGGUGAAGACGAGGUUAAUUGCCCACAUUAUCGCGAUUGCGAAUCAGAUGCCAAAUGUGAGCAGUUGUGUAUAACUACGGCUAAAGGUCGAAAAGAGUGUGCGUGUCGCCUGGGAUUUCUCAUGCACCAAAAUAAGCAAAAUUGCACUGACAUUGACGAAUGUCAAUACCUUAGCAGCCCUGUGUGCUCCCAAAAAUGUGAAAACACUUAUGGUUCAUUUGUAUGCUCAUGCGAAAGAGGCUAUGUUCUACGUCCUGACCUUAGAACCUGUAAAGCUUUAGGAGGAGCCAUGACUCUAAUUGUGGCUAACCGAUGGGAUAUUAGGCGAGUCACUCUCAGCAACAAUCGAUAUGCGGCAUUGGUUAAAGGUCUACAUAAUGCCAUCGCUUUGGAUUAUCACUUCAAGAAAGGCAUACUCUUCUGGUCUGAUGUGUCCACCGAUGUUAUUAAAACCGUUUAUAUGAAUGGUACUCGAGUAAGGGAUGUAAUCAAAUGGGGUCUGGAGGCACCGGGAGGUGUUGCCGUCGAUUGGAUUCAUGAUUUGCUAUUUUGGACAGACUCAGGUACAAGACGCGUUGAAGUCUCGAACUUUCAGGGCAAUUUAAGAUCCGUGAUAGUUUCGAAUGAUUUGGAUAAGCCCAGGGCCAUUGUGGUCCAUCCCGGAGAAGCCAUGGUAUUUUGGACAGAUUGGGGUCCCAAUCCAAAAAUUGAACGAGCUUACAUGGAUGGUUCACAACGGCAAAUCAUUAUUAAUAAAGGCGUUACUUGGCCGAACGGAUUAGCUAUUGAUUAUCCUAGCAAUAAACUGUAUUGGGCCGAUGCAAAACAGCAUGCCAUUGAAUGCUCAAAUUUUGAUGGAUCGGAAAGAAUAAAAAUUUUAAGCACCCACCUACCACAUCCUUUCGCUAUAACAAUUUUUGAGGAUACCAUGUAUUGGACAGAUUGGAAUACGAAGACUGUGUCGGCGGCUAAUAAAAUUACUGGUAAGGGAUUUCGCUCAGUUCAUGAGAAUUUCCAUUUUCCCAUGGAUAUCCAUGCUUACCACCCCGCUCGACAACCUGAAUAUCCUGACCGGUGUCAAAAGGAUCGACGCGGCUUGAGAGGCGGUUGCUCACAUUUUUGUUUACCGAAUAAAAAUUCCCGACGCUGUGGUUGUCCUAUUGGUUUGAGUUUAAAAGACGACGGCAAAACAUGUAAAAGCGUUCCUGAAAAACUGGUAUUGGUCGCCCGGCGUAAAGAUAUACGCCUUAGGCAGAUCCAUGCUAAAUCUUCCACUUAUAACGAUGUUGAUAUGAUUAUUCCUUUGGAUAAUCUUAAACAUGCGGUAGCCUUAGAUUGGACCAGUGAUAGUGACACUAUUUAUUGGACGGAUGUCGAGAAAAGCUCAAUUAAUAAAGCGUAUUUGAAUGGCAGCCACCAACAAAAAGUUAUACAUUCAAACCUGGUAUCACCUGCUGGCUUAGCUUUAGAUUGGUUGACUGAUAAGUUAUAUUGGACAGAUCCUUCAACCAAUCGUAUAGAAGUGGCCACUAGUAACGGGAAAAUUCGUACAUUGUUGAUUUGGGAUCUUCUCGAUAAACCGCGAGAUAUUGUUGUUAAUCCCAUUGAAGGCCUUAUGUUCUGGUCCGAUUGGGGUGAUCGGCCAAUGAUAGAAUGCGCUCAUAUGGAUGGAAAAAAACGUCGCGUAGUCACGUCUGAAAAUCUAAAAUGGCCAAAUGGUUUAGCGAUAGACUACGAACAACAGAGAUUAUACUUUGUAGACGGAGGCACCAAAUCUCUCGAAUACAUGAAUUUUGACGGCAGUGAACGAAAAACUUUGCUGGGCGGCCUAGGCCACCCAUUUGGCUUGGACGUUAGCGAAAGUCGCGUGUAUUGGACGGACUGGGAUAUAAAGGCUGCUUUAAGUGCCGACAAACAAACCGGCAAAAAUAUGACAACCGUAAUAGCGAAUUCCAGUGACUUAAUGGACAUAAGUGUUUUCCAUAGAUACCGUAAAAGAAUAUCUCAUGCAUGUUCAAACGAUAACGGCGGCUGUUCCCAUUUGUGUCUUUUAAAUCCUAUCAGUUAUUCGUGCGCUUGUCCGGUAGGUAUAACAAUACAACCAGAUAAUAGAACAUGCUCUUCGGGUCCCAGCAAGUACAUAAUAUUCGCCCACCGCGUUGAUAUACGUCAGAUUUCCAUGGAUUUUGAUCAUUUGAUUGAUGUAGUAUUACCAUUACCACCAAUUUCAAAUGCGGUGGCCUUAGAUGUUGAUCGGAAGACGGGACAGAUCUAUUGGAGUGACAUUGUUGACAGUCUCAUUAUGAGUUCUAGUCCAGAUGGUUUAAAUGUUAAUCGCAUUAUUUAUGAAAGUUUGGAUAGUCCCGAUGGUUUGGUGAUAGACUCUGUCGGACGUACGUUAUAUUGGGCUGACGCUGGCCGUCAUACCGUAGAAGUAGCUACGUUAGAUGGAAAAUAUCGCCAUCUUAUAGCCUGGAAGGACUUAGAAUCCCCACGUGGCUUGGCCUUGGAUUACGAAGCCGGUUUUCUCUUUUGGACAGAUUGGGGUCAUUAUCGUAAAAUUGAACGCGCCCAUAUGGACGGUGAGAACCGGCAACGUAUUGUGACUUCAAAUUUGCUUUGGCCAAACGGUCUCUCGUUAGAUUUGAAGGCGAAACGCAUCUACUGGGUGGAUGCUAAACUAAAGGUUAUCGAUUCAUGCGACUAUGAAGGCAAUCAACGUAAAUUAAUUAUGUCCGCUCUACAUCAUCCUUACGCUUUGGCUUUAACUGAUGAGUUCAUUUACUGGACUGAUUGGAAAUCCAAAGCACUGCAUAUGGCUGAUCGCAAUAAUGUCUCAGACAAACGAGACGUUAUGACAAAUAUCGAUGGCUUAAUGGACAUUAAGGUAAUCAGUACCAAUGAAAAAUUACCCAGCAACGUUUGCGGUGAAAAUAAUGGCGGCUGUUCCCAACUUUGCCUCCGUAAUCCGUCGGGUUACACAUGCAAAUGCGGUAUUGGUCUUAAACUAAUCAACGGUAAUUCAACCGAAUGUGAAUAUUUACCUGAGGAUUACUUGUUGAUUGCAUUGCGCUCUGGCAUCGGAUUGAUUUCGUUAACUACCCCAGAUUUAAUGGAUGUUGUUUUACCAAUUCCCGGCGUUCAUGGUGUAGUAGUUCUCGAUUACCAUUAUCGAAGAAAUUGGCUUUAUAUAGCCGAUGUCAAUUUAGAUAUAAUACGGCGUGUUAACUUGAAAAAUUUAACUGAAAGUAAAGUUAUCGUUAACACUCAACUUGCCACUCCGAAUGGCAUAUCGGUGGAUUGGAUAGCCGAUAAUAUUUAUUGGUCGGAUAGUGAUCAUCGUAUUAUUGAGGUGUCGCGUUUAGAUGGAUGCUGCCGCAAAAGCAUCCUUUCAGACGAUAUGGGUGAUCCGCGCUCUUUAAUCGUACACCCUAAACGGGGUUACUUAUUCUGGUCGGAUUGGGAUACACCGUCGAGAAUAGAACGCUGCUUAUUGGAUGGUUCGAAUCGUACUAUCUUGGUGGGAAAUAAUUUAGGAUUCCCUACUGGAUUAACAAUUGAUUUUGAAAAUCGUCGCCUACUCUGGGCUGAUGCGUUAGAAGACAACAUUGGCCAAGUGGAUUUCAAUGGUAAACGCCGAACUGUUAUUAUACCCUAUGCAAGCCAUCCAUUCGGCUUAACUAUGUUCGAAAAUAGUAUAUUCUGGACGGACUGGUACAAUAAAUCGGUAUAUCGCGCAUACCGUAAAGGACGUUCGUUUAGUCAGCCGGUCGAAAUUCGAGAUUCUUUAAGCGGUGCUCUUGAUAUACGUGCCGUUUCGUUGAAACGGCAACUACAAGAGUGGAAUCAAUGUAGUCAGGAUAAUGGAGGUUGCUCACAUUUAUGUUUAUUUAGAGGCUUAGACUAUGUAUGCGCUUGUCCCGAUCAAAUCGAUCUUUCGCGCGAAUGUUCAACGACUCCUAAGUUUUAUGUGCCGCCACAGCAACGAUUAGACGAAAACUUGGCCGAUUAUACCGAUGAAGUUACUGAAAGUGAUAACACUAUGCUAACAGAAGAUGACUUCGGCGAUGAUUAUCGCGUUAAGAAGUCCAGCCGACGCGAAACCCUUAUAUUGAUAGCAAUCGGUAUCGUCAUCAUUUUACUCGUAAUAAGUGUAACGGCUAUAAUAUAUUUAGUUCACAAUUCCAAGCGUACUAAAAGCAAACGUCACAAGCGAGGAGGCUCUAGUCGAUCAGUCCUAACUUUCUCAAAUCCCAAUUACAAUGUAGACGGCACGCCUAUAGAACCCAAAACCACAAUAUGGAAACGUUUUAAAAGUGAUCGAAUCCAUGAACGUGUCUAUGAAGAACGUAGUCUAACUACAGAAACAGCCUCAUCCAGUUUAUUUGUACCGACACCUUCGCCCGCAACUUCACCAUCCGUCAAGAAAAUACAACUUUCAACACUCUCUACAAUUGCAUAAAAGAAUUUUAUUAAUUAACAUAAUUUUUUCAAGAACGAUAACAACAACAACAACAAGAAUUCCUAUAAAC